Molecule: messenger RNA, 1602 nt
Organism: Monoraphidium neglectum
Lineage: Eukaryota; Viridiplantae; Chlorophyta; Chlorophyceae; Sphaeropleales; Selenastraceae
Exons: 8
Coding region: 1-1602 (533 amino acids)
Source: RefSeq, a predicted model, not a curated record
AUGCGCGCGACUGACGGCAAGAUGCUGGACCUGCUGCUGAGGCAGCCCCUGCAGGAGGGGGCCGUGACAGAGCUCGCGCAAGAGGACGGCGAGCCCAUGUGGGCGGCGCUGCUGUCUGUGGCGGCCUCUGGGCCCUUUGACGCGCUGCUCGACACCGGGGCGCUGCUCGCCUCUGCGGGCGUCUCCAUGCAGGAGAUCGUCAAGCACGUGUUCAAGCUCCUGCAGGACAAUGGCCUCGUGGGGGCCCGCUUCCGAGGCGUCACAUACUUCGAUGAUCGCCACCGCUGCUGGCUGGUGGCCGACGUCGCAGGGCGGAGGCUCGCGCGGCAUGAGUCGCCGCUGCCAGAGGCGGAGACAUUUGUGAUUUACGAUGAUGCCAGGUGCCGUGGCGCCGACCUGAAGCUGCGGCCUGACGCGGUGGGCCUUGUCACGCUGGGGCCCGGGCUGUGCAAGGACAAGCUGAUGCAGGGCGCCGGCCGCCUGCGCCGGCUGAUGCACGGCACGCAGUCUGUGCGCUACGCAGCGCCCCCAGACGUCGCCGCCAAGAUCCGCGCCACCUGCGGCCUGGACCCUCCCGCGGCGUUGGGCGCCGUGCAUGUGAUGGAGUGGGUUAUGCUGAACACCGUGCAGGCCAACCAGGCCGGCGUUCUGGAGUGGGCGGAGCAGGGCUCCCACUACGCUCUCACGCUGGGCGCCCCCGAAAGGGCCCUGCAGCCAGAGCUGCUGGAGCUCCAAGACUUUUACAGCGACGGCCGCCGCCGCCAGCCCGCGCCCUCCAUCGUGCAGCGACGGACGCGGCACGCCGCCGCCGAGCGCGAGCGCGGCCGCCGCGUGCAGGACGGCGACGGGACGCCUGCGGCGGCGGACACGGACGCGGCGGCGCGGGCUGUGCUGUCGGAGGUGGAGAGGCGCGGCGCCCUCAUGGGGGAGGGGAUGGAGGUGCUGUCGUCGCUGCGGGGCCUGGCCGACGGCGGUGCGGAGGAGGAGGUCGAGAGAGACCUGCGCGCCGCGGCGGGCCUGGAGCGGCUGCCCGACGCGAUCGCGGGGACGCUGGCCCUGGCCCCGCGUGAGCUGGCCGGCCUGCCGUGGUCGGGGCGCGUGUGGUGCACGCGCAACUUCCUCAGGGCCGCUGACCUGGCGCCGGGCGGCGCGGCGAACGGGUACCUGCGGCCGCCAGAGUCCGCGCUCGCCCUCCAGAGUGGCGACCUGGUGCUGUUGUCGGAGCGCGAGGCCGACGCCAUCCUGCGGGAGAUGCGGCGCGCCGCCCGCCCCCCCGCCUCGCUCCUGUCCGUGCCGUUCGUGCAGCGCGCCUUCGAGCGCGGAGAGGCGGCGCCGCUGCUGGCGUGCGGCGCGGCCGCUGCCGGCGCGGCCGCGGGCGCCGUGGCCGGGGGCGUCGGCGCGGCGGAGCUUGCGUCGGCGCGGCUGUUUGCGGGGGCCACUUUCUAUGGGGGCAGGGAGGGGGUUGUCUUCGGGGCGCUGUGCCGGCUGGUGGCUGGUGGGCAGACGGCUCUGGUGGAGGACAUGAUUGCUGCGCGCGCACGGUCAGAGCGCUUCUCACGGUCUGAUGCUGAGGCGGCGUGCGACUGCGGCGCGCUGCCCUGA